Messenger RNA from Dentiscutata erythropus, 775 nucleotides. NCBI's taxonomy places the organism in Eukaryota, Fungi, Glomeromycota, Glomeromycetes, Diversisporales, Gigasporaceae. The record is from the annotation of a GenBank genome assembly.
AUGUCUUCUAAGAAAGUUAUGUUAACUGAUAUGCAAAAAGCUGCAUUAUGUAUUUAUGCUCAUGAUAAUAAAAUGACUCGAGCUAAAUAUGUUGAUUGGAUAGAACAACAAUGGGGUGUCAGAAUUGAUGAAAGCAUGGUUUCAAGAAUUUUAAAAACUAGAGUUCAUGUUGAAUUAUCAAUAAGGACAAUUUUAAGUAAUGCCAUCUUGAUUCAAAAAGUGAAGUUACUCGCUGCUGGGUUAGGAGUUCCUGAAGGAACAUUACAAUUUUCUUCCACUUCAGGUGAAGCUGCAUCUGUAGACAAUGAUGCUAUUACCAGUGCAUUACCAUUGUUAAGAUCUAAAUGUGCCAGUUAUCCACUUCAUAGAAUAUACAAUAUAGAUGAAGCUAGGCUUUUUUAUUGCUUAGAACUGGACCGAACCUUGGCAACCUAUUGUAUUGCUAGGUGUAAAGAAGAAGUAAGUACUGAGACUAUUCGUAAUUGCUGGCGACAUACUAAAAUUCUUUCUGUAAGCUCUAAUGUGGAUUUACGAAACCUUUCUGAAAAUAUUUGUCAAGUUAUUGAUUCUGAAAUUGAUGAUCUUGCUGCACUUAUUGAAAACCUUCAUUUUUUGGACCCUAUGCAGAGAUUGUUGAAAUUUUUUAAAAAAAAUGGAAAUUUAGAUGAAACCAAAAAAAUGGAUGAUAGUUCUGAGAUUCCUAUUGUUAGUGCCGAUUUAGCACUUGAAAGUUUGGAGACCGUUUAUAUGUACCUGCUACAACAAGAUAACACAA